Daucus carota subsp. sativus is the source of this 1310-nucleotide messenger RNA. RefSeq lists its product as uncharacterized. The coding region runs from base 85 to 1146 and encodes 353 amino acids. The transcript is spliced from 5 exons. Lineage: Eukaryota; Viridiplantae; Streptophyta; Magnoliopsida; Apiales; Apiaceae. Gene Ontology annotation, molecular function: aldose 1-epimerase activity; carbohydrate binding. Gene Ontology annotation, biological process: glucose metabolic process; beta-D-galactose catabolic process via UDP-galactose, Leloir pathway. The record is from RefSeq and is a predicted model, not a curated record.
ACUGACAAACCAGCUCUCACAAAACACACUCAUCCUUGCCAAGACUGUGUCAAAAUAAAGAGAUACACACUUUCAUUCUGCUUUAUGGCUCUGCUCUCAUCAUCAAUGCUGGUGUUUUUAGUGUUUAAUCUCUUGAUUCAACUGAGUAGAGGAGGAGAUAUCGGUAUUUAUGAACUGAAAAAAGGCGAUUUUUCGAUCAAGGUUACCAACUAUGGUGCUACUGUUUUGUCUGUCAUGCUCCCUGAUAGAAACGGCAAAUUUGAUGAUGUGGUGCUUGGUUAUGACUCCAUUAAGGAUUACUCUAAUGGUACAACAUACUUCGGUGCUCUUGUGGGGCGUGUGGCUAACAGGAUUGGAAACGCUCGUUUUACUCUGAACGGUGUUGUGUAUCAUUUGUCGGCUAAUGAUGGCAAUAACACUCUCCAUGGUGGUAAAAAGGGAUUCAGCAAGAUGGUAUGGACAGUUGAAGAUUACCAGGCGAAUAGCCAUAUUACAUUCACUUACAACAGCCCGGAUGGUGAAGAUGGAUUCCCUGGUGAUGUUUCAGUCGAAGUUACAUACAUGUUGAUGGAUACAGAUAAGCUGGCGAUUAAAAUGAAAGCAAAGCCUAAGAACAAGGCCACUCCGAUAAACCUAGCUUCACACACUUACUGGAAUCUGGCAGGGCAUAACAGCGGUGACAUUCUGUCACACACCAUUCAACUAUUAGCAUCCAAGAUCACCCCGGUUAAUAAACACUUGAUUCCUACAGGCCAAAUUGUGCCUGUGGCAGGGACAGCGUAUGAUUUCCUACAGGCCCGUGAGAUUGGAAGCAGAAUCAGUGAACUUUCAGACGGAUAUGAUAUCAAUUAUGUGCUAGAUGGCACCAGUAAGAAGCAUUUUAACAAGGUUGCUAUGGUUCAUGACAGUAAAUCCGGGCGAAAGAUGGAGCUCUGGACUAAUCAACCAGGAGUUCAGUUCUAUACCAGUAACAUGAUAGCCAGUGUGAAGGGCAAAUUCGGGUUUAUUUAUCACAAGCACGCUGGACUUUGCCUGGAGACUCAAGGAUUUCCUGAUGCCGUGAAUCAGCCAAAUUUUCCUUCACAGAUUGUAAAUCCAGGGGCCACUUAUGAGCACAUUAUGGUCUACAGGUUUACAACAGAGUAGAAUGGAGCAUUUGGCUAGCCUAUCUUUAUUCUUCAACUCUUCAAGUACUUGUGCUUUUGUGGAAACAUUGUAGUUACCCAGUCUAAUAACUAGUUAAAGCCUUAAAGGGUUGAUCUUUUCUUAUCAACAAGAAAAUUUGCAGAUGGGUUGCAUCUUUAAGCCAA